Messenger RNA from Populus nigra (black poplar), 644 nucleotides. Its product is annotated as non-specific lipid transfer protein GPI-anchored 5-like. Bases 157 to 555 code for a protein of 132 amino acids. The transcript has 3 exons. The record is from RefSeq and is a predicted model, not a curated record. Lineage: Eukaryota; Viridiplantae; Streptophyta; Magnoliopsida; Malpighiales; Salicaceae.
UUCUUCUCUCUACAUUUCUAAAUCAUUGUUGCCAAGAACUUUAUAGAAUUGACUCAAUGGCAGUUAGAGGGUUGGAGGUUAUGCUUGCUAUAGCCCUUCGGAACUUUGUGGGCAGGAGCUAAGGCACAAUCAUCUUGCACCAAUGUCAUCAUAAGCAUGUCCCCAUGUUUGAACUACAUAACAGGAAACUCAUCGACCCCGUCUUCAUCAUGUUGUACACAGCUUGCUAAUGUUGUCAAGUCGCAGCCUCAAUGUCUAUGUGAGGUUGUCAAUGGCGGUGCCUCCUCACUUGGAGUCGAUGUUAAUCAGACUCAGGCUCUGGUCCUCCCUGGUGCUUGCAAUGUUCAAACUCCCUCUAUGAGCCGCUGUAAUGCCUCUUCGCCCACAGAUUCUCCAUCAGGAACACCAAAUUCUCCUCCUACAGGAAGUGGAUCUAAGACAGUACCAUCAACGGAUAAUGGAACAUCAGAUGCAAACUCUACGAAGUUGGCAAUGUCUCGAAUCUUCUUCCUGCUCUUCAUCACGUCAUAUGCUUCGACCCUGGUCACCAUAUAAUCUCUUGCUACCAUUAGUACUGUUACUGUAACAUGGGAGUCCGAAUAUUCAUUCUCUAUAAAAAGAUUAUAUAUAGAUGAAAUUAAAAA